AUGAGUCGGUCUUCAGAGGAGGAGGAAGAUGAGGAUGAGUUGGAGGAAGAUGAGGUUGAGGACGGUGAAAGAAAGAAGAAAAAUCUGAGAAAAAGGGACUCAUCAGAGAAGAAGAAGAAGAAGAAAGGUAAGAAGUCCAAGAGUAAAGAUAAGAAGAAGAAGAAAAAGGAUGAAGAGGAUUUUGCAGAGAUGUACAAACAAGAACUUCUUGAUUAUCAUUCAGAAUCUUCUCAUGAAACUGAAGAUGAGUACAACAAGAAAAAAGUCUAUGAAGUGGUGACAGUGACUGGAGAUAUCAGAGGAGCAGGGACUGAUGCCAAUGUCUUUGUUACACUCUUCGGUGAAUUUGGCAUCACACCAAAAGUCCAUCUGACCAGCAAGAGCAGCUCCGCCUUUGAAAGAAGUAAAACAGAUGUGUUUCGUGUGAAAACCAAUAACGUUGGAGCCAUCCGGAAGAUAAGAAUUGAGCACGACAACACAGGAAUGAAUGCCAGCUGGUACCUUGACCGUGCGAUUGUGACAGACAUGAACAGGCCCCACCUCCGUUUUUAUUUCCCAUGCAACAAUUGGCUGAGUAAAGAUGAGGGGGAUGGCCUUUAUGUGAGAGAUCUGAUUGGCAGCCUUAACCCUAUGGAUGUUCCCAAAGUAAACAAAUAUGUUGUCCGAGUGUUUACAGGCGAUGUGAAUGGCAGUGGAACAGAUGCUGAUGUUUUCAUUAACAUUUUUGGACAGAAUGGAGACACAGGAGAGCGAAGGUUGGACAACGACAAGGACAAUUUUGAGAAAGGGGCAGAAGACAAGUUCACCCUCGAUGCACCCAAUCUGGGAAGGCUCAGGAAAAUCACCAUUGGGCAUAAUAACAAGGGAAGCUCGGCUGGAUGGUUCCUUGCUAAGGUUAUCAUUGAAGACAUUGGCAACAAGUCGGUGUAUGAAUUCCCAUGCAACCGUUGGUUUGCCCUGGACGAAGAUGACGGCAAAAUCCAGCGAGACAUCCUUGUGGGAGGAACAGAGGCAACGGGUAUUGUUUACAAUGUGGCAGUGGUCACUGGUGACAUCAGAGGGGCAGGCACCAACUCCAAGAUUCAUAUUGUCAUGCAUGGCUCCAAAGGGCUGAAAAACAGUGGGAAGAUCUUUCUGGAAGGAGGGAAGUUUGAACGGAGCAGGACCGACCUUUUUAAUAUUGAGAUUGCUGCUCUCCUUAGCCCCUUAAGCCGUGUCUCCAUUGGGCAUGAUAAUGCUGGCAUUAGCUGCGGCUGGUAUUGUAAGAAGGUGGUGGUGUACUGCCCAUUCACUGGUAUCGAACAGACAUUCCCUUGUGGGAAGUGGUUGGAUGAGAACGAAGCUGACGGUCUGGUAGAACGAGAACUCUAUGAAAUGGUCUCACUGCGCCAGAAGAGACUGAAAAAAAAUCCUUGGUCGCUGUGGAUAUGGACAAGUGACAUUAAAGGUGCAGGAACAGAUGCUCCCAUCUUCCUCCAGGUUUAUGGUGACAAAGGAAAAUCUGAUGAAAUGAAACUAGAUAAUAACUCUGAUAACUUUGAAGCUGGACAAAUUGACAAAUUCAUGAUUGAGCUCCCCGAUCUGGGUACCUUAUUCAAAGUUCGGAUAUGGCAUGAGAAGCGGAGUCCUUUCUCUGGGUGGCAUCUCAACAAGGUCACUCUUUUGAAAACUCUGACAAAAGAGAAGUACACAUUCAACUGUGGCCGCUGGCUAGACAUCAACGAGGAUGACAGUGAGAUUGUACGGGAGCUGGCAGCAGAAGGACCCCUGGUGGCUGAAGUGAUCCCAGUGAUCAAGUACCAAGUGACUGUUUGCACCGGGACAGUGAGUGGAAGCGGGACCGAUGCCAAUGUUUUUGUUAGCCUCAUCGGGCAGCAUGGAGACACAGGGGACCGGGUGCUCCAGAAUAGUGUGAACACCGUUAAUAAGUUUGAGAAAGGCAGUGCUGAUGAAUUCAUCAUUGAAGCAGUCAACCUGAAGCAGGUGAUCAGGGUGAGAAUAGGGCAUGACGGCAAAGGAGGAAGCAGUGGCUGGUACCUUGCCAAAGUGAUAGUGAGGGAAGAUGGACAACCAGAAAGUGAGGCUCAGGAAUUCCCAUGCUACAGAUGGCUUGACAAAAAUGAGGAUGAUGGCCAGAUUAUUCGAGAGUUGGUUCCAGAUGGGAGAUCAUCUAUCCUGGAAAAUAUCAGUUACCACAUCAGUAUAAAGACAGGAGAUGUUCCAGGGGCCAGCUCAGAUUCCAAGGUUUUGAUCAAGCUGUAUGGCGAAAAAGCAGACACCAAAAAGGAGUUCCUCCUGGUUUCUGAUAACGACUUAGGCAAUUAUUUUGAACGUAGCCGGAUAGACAUCUUUACUCUUGAUACAAUGGACAUUGGGAAGAUCCAUCGGAUUCUAAUUGGGCACGACAACGUGGGCCUCCACGCGGGCUGGCACCUUGGUGGCGUUCAGAUUAUCAUCCCUGUCCACGGCAAGCUGUACAACUUCCCAUGCAAUCGAUGGCUUGACAAAAAUGAAGCUGACGGGAAGGUACAGAUUGAGGUCUACCCCAGCGAAAUCAUGGAGAUUGAGAAAUUGAUCAAUUAUGAGGUCUGCACGGUUACUGGCGAUGUGCGGAAUGCAGGCACCAAUGCCAAUGUCUUCAUGCAGAUUUAUGGUGAGCUCGGUAAAACAGAGGUACUGAUUUUGAAGAACAGGUCCAACAACUUUGAACGGGGAGCCACAGAAAAAUUCAAGAUAGAAGCUGUUGAUGUUGGCAGAAUCUAUAAGAUCCGAAUUGGCCAUGAUGGGACAGGCUUGGGAGAUGGAUGGUUCUUGGAAAAAGUCACUAUUAAAAAAAUGGUGACAAAGGAGGUAGAAAAGAAGAAGAGAAAGAAGAAAAAGAAAUCCAUAGAAGAGGAAGUAGAAGAGGAGACAAAAGAGCCAGAUACUAUGGAGAUUUAUAAUUUUGCACCCCAUCGUUGGCUGGCGAGUGAUGAAGAGGACAAGGAGCUGGUUGUGGAGCUGACCACAGAAGAUGGAUCUGAACUUGAAGCAAACAUUUAUGAAGUCCAUGUUAUAACUGGGAUGAUAUGGGGAGCUGGUACUGAUGCAGAUGUUUUCUUGAGCAUCUACGGUGAAAGAGGAGACAGUGGGGAGCGUCAUCUGAAGUAUUCAAAUCAUCUGAAUAAAUUUGAAAAGAACCAGGUGGAUAUAUUCACCGUCAGAGCUAUUGACUUGGGAGAGCUCAAGAAACUAAGAAUUCGGCAUGAUGACUCUGGAAGCAGUCCAGCUUGGUUCCUGGAGAGGAUUGACAUCAUUGACACCAAAGAGGAAACCACUUAUUAUUUCCCGUGCCAAAGAUGGUUGGCAGUGGAAGAAGAUGACGGUCAAAUUGCCAGGGAGCUGGUCCCAGUGGCUGAAGCAUUUGUGAUGAAGGAUUCGGAUAACACGGGCUCUGUCGCAACGCUCGGCCUAGAACAGAAAGCUAAUUCAACCACAUUCUCAGUGAGAGUGAAAACUGGAGACAAGAAAAAUGCUGGGACAGACUCCAAUGUCUUUAUCAUUCUUUAUGGAUCCAAAGAUGACACAGGGACAAUCUACUUGAAGGCUUCCAAGACUAACCGGAACAAAUUUGAGCAAGGAAAAGUUGAUGUCUUUACAGUGGAAUGUGUGGACCUUGGAGAUUUGAAGAAAAUAAAGAUUGGCCAUGAUAAUACAGGUAAUUCUGAAGGAUGGUUUUUAGAAUGGGUAGAAGUGGAUGCCCCUUGCCUAGGGUUGUGCCAGAAGUUUCCUUGUGGUCGUUGGCUGGAUAAAUCUGAAGAUGAUGGAGCAACUGAAAGAGUCCUGUUUCCUGCAGAACUGCAGACAAGGACUUAUGUCCCAUUUGUUCCCUAUGAAGUUACUGUUUAUACAAGUGACAUUUUUGGAGCGGGUACUGACGCAGAUGUCUUUAUCGUCCUGUAUGGGGCCGAUGGUGUUUGCACUCAGCAGAAAUCCCUGUGCCAAAACAAGAGGGAACAAAGGAUGUUCUUUAAGAGGGAUUCCGUUAAUCAGUUCAUUGUUGAGCUAGAAGAUGUUGGAGACAUCCUUGAAAAGAUCCGCAUUGGGCAUGAUGGCUCAGGUAUCAAUUCAGGUUGGCACCUUGAUCAAGUAGACAUACGUAGGCUUUUACCAAAUGGAAAGGGUUCUGAGAAAACCACAUUUCCAUGUGGGAGAUGGCUGGCAAAAUCUGAAGAUGAUGGUGAAAUUAUGAGGGAGCUGGUUCCAUCCAAAGUCUUCACUGAAAAGCUAAUGAAAGAUGGCACCCUUAAGCAGAUUGAUGAAGAAAUUGAUGACUCACUGGAAAUCUAUUCGUACAAGGUUUCUGUUUUCACGGGUGAUAUUUAUGGUGCUGGAACUGAUGCAAAUGUAUUCCUAACCAUCUAUGGAGACUUAGGUGAUACUGGGGAGAGAAAACUGAGGAAGUCUGAAACGAACACUAACAAGUUUGAAAGAGGACAGGAAGACAUAUUCACAGUUGAAGCUGUGGACCUCGGAACCAUCUACAAGACCAAGAUCCGCCAUGACAACACUCUGCCAAGGCCAGACUGGUACUUGGAGAAAGUUGAAAUCCUGAAUGAUGCCACUGACAGCUUGUACCUGUUUCAGUGUGAGCGCUGGCUGUCAAGAAAAAAGGAAGAUCUAAACAUUGAGAGGAUCCUUUGGGAAAAAAACUAUGAUCCUGGCUGCGUGAGCAUUGGAGAUACAUCCCUGAACCGGGACAACAAUGCCAACAUAAAGGAUAAGAAGACCAACAGCUCUGCUCUGGAAGGGUCAUUCAUUCCUUACCACAUUGUCCUCACUACUGGGAAAGAAUUUGACUCAAGCACCAACAGUCGAGUUUUCAUCAUCAUUGUAGGUCCUCAGAAACUCUCUACGGGCCUUAUAUGGCUGGACCUUUCAGGAGGAAAGACCCAAUUUGCAGACGGCUCUGUGGAGAAAUUCUCCGUUAUGGGAAUAGACGUUGGUGAAGUCAAAAAUGUGGAGGUGGGUCAUGAUGGGGCCACUCCAGAAAGUUCUUGGCUCUUGGAUGAAAUCACUGUCAUGGUGCCAACCAAAGGGGUGAUAUUUACCUUUGUCUGCAAAUGCUGGCUGGCCCAGGAUAGGGGAGAUGGUCUCACCUUGCGUGUCUUCAACAUCCUGGAUGCUGAUUGCAUCAACAUUGGCCUAAAGGUUCAAUAUGAAGUGACUGUGGAGACUGGGGAUUUCUCACAGGCUGGAACUGACACUGGCAUUUUUUUCACACUCUUUGGAUCCAAUGGAUGUUCAGAAGAGAUACAGCUGGAAAAAAAUGGAAACAGAUUUGAAAUUGGCCAAAAGGAUACUUUUAUCAUGGAAAUUCCAGAUAUUGCACCACUCAAGAAGAUGCGAAUAAGGACAGAUGGCACAGGAUGCCGCCCCGAUUGGUUUCUGGAACAGGUCACAAUGAAGAAUUUGAUCACUCAGGAGGUCACCACGUUUACUUACAGCGACUGGCUCUCCAAGCUGUGGGGGGACAACCUAACCCUGGAGUGCGAGAUUGCAGCGAUGACCAACAAUGAGCUGAUGAUGGAAUACACAACAUAUAUUAUUCAGGUGAAAACCAGCGAUAUUGGAGGUGCUGGAACAGAUGCCAACGUAUUCAUGAUUAUUUGGGGAGAAAAUGGGGACACUGGGACUUUGGCUUUGAAGGAAUCAAACAAGUCCAACAAGUUUGAAAGGAAUCAGUUGGAUAUCUUCUAUUUUUCUGACAUCUUCAGUCUUGGCAAUCUCUGCAAAGUGCGCAUCUGGCACAACAACAAAGGAAUUGCACCAGGCUGGCAUCUGGAAUACAUUGACAUUGAUGACUCUGUCAUGGACAAGAUCUUCCGUUUUCAGUGUGACCGCUGGCUUGCAAAGGAUGAAGACGAUGGGCAGCUUAUACUAGAACUGGCUUGUGCCAAUAAUGACAUUCUGGAACUGAAAGAACGUACCUCUUAUGAGAUCCUCACAAUCACCAGCAAUAAGGAGGAUGCAGAAACCAAGGAAAAUGUAUCAAUUAUUUUUGAAGGGAAGCGAGGGCGUUCCAAAGAGUUCCUUCUGGAAAACUCCUCCAGAAACAGAAGAUUUUUAAGAGGAGCAACAGAUGUAUUCCAGUUUUCUUCAAAGAACGUUGAUGAUAUUGCAGCCAUCUGUGUUGGUCACUGUCCAAGAGAUGGGAAGAAAUUGAGGGCAAAACCAGAAGUAUAUUGGCAUGUUCAGGAAAUUGUCAUUAUGGAGAUGGAACUUGGCAACAAGUACUUUUUCAAAUGCAAUGCAAAAAUCCCGCUCCGCACCAAGAGGGGGGACCACAAGGUCUUUGAGUGUGCCAAGGUGAUUGAAAGCUUUGCCAGCAAAGCUCGGAGUUUGGUCCCUGUCAAAUACGAGGUGAUUGUUGUGACAGGCUCCCAAAAAGGAUCUGGUACAGAUGCCAACGUCCUCAUUACCAUAUUUGGAGCGAACGGGGAUUCGGGCAAGCGGCCUCUUAAACAGAAAUUCCGCAAUCUCUUUGAACGGGGCAGCACCGAUCGGUUUUACCUGGAAAUCCUUGAACUGGGAGAGCUGAAGAAAGUUCGGAUUGAGCACGACAGCAGCGGGCUGUCUCCUGGGUGGCUGGUGGAGCGAGUUGAGAUCACCAACUCGGCUACGGGCAUAACCACCAGCUUCCCCUGUGGGAAGUGGUUGGAUAAGAAUAAAGGUGACAAGUUAACAUGGAGGGAUUUGUUUCCAAGAAGUUAAUGGCAACUGUACAGGCCGUAAUUUUCUGAAAUGCUUUUGUUCCAUCUGGCAGGUAAAUUUCAAAACAAAAGGAUUGGGUGUUUGAUGUAAAUCUAACUUAAUCCACUGCUUUUCAAGCUCUGGGUACAGAGUUCUGGCAAUUCCAUAUUUUUCAAAAACAGAUCUCUUUGUUUAGCAAAAUCUUCAUUCUAUUCAAAACCUCUUCUUUUCUCCCCCACCGAGAAAGAAAUGUUGGAACUCUCCCAUCAGCUUUAAACAGACUUACGGAUCACUUGUAUUAUAGCUUACAGAGUAUUUUUUUUUUAAUUUUUCAAGAUCAGUGUCCUAAAAGUGCUCCAGUUUUUCAUGUUUUGCUAAUCGCUUUUUGCAAAAGAUAUGGAUAAAUAAGCUGUAACUAGAGAGAGAUAAAACU
Molecule: messenger RNA, 7165 nt
Organism: Candoia aspera
Lineage: Eukaryota; Metazoa; Chordata; Lepidosauria; Squamata; Candoiidae
Gene: LOXHD1
Product: lipoxygenase homology PLAT domains 1
Exons: 42
Coding region: 1-6753 (2250 amino acids)
Molecular function (GO): protein binding
Source: RefSeq, a predicted model, not a curated record